AAUCAUUAGAAUAUUUGCUAAAUAAAACCACAAUCAUAUUUGUUGAGAAGGGAAAGUCUCUGCAAAGUCGACUGAAAUCUUCGAUGCUGAACGUAGAAGGUGGCGACAAGGACCUACGCGCGUCACGUGACGUCUGGCGGCGCCUGCGCGUUGACGAGGCCCUAUUGAGGUUACGAGUGGCGCACGCAGCGCGGGCAUUGGCUGGCCUUGAUGAUACCGCCUUCACGCUUGAUAAGCAGCGCCUGCAGCUUGACGCGGCCAUGAACGAGCGCCUGGUGGAGAUCUCAGCCCGCCGCGACAUGUUCCUGGUGCAGAAGCGCGCGUUAUUUGAAGACUGCGGCAAGCUGCGCAGCGAGAUACGCGAGCGUGAGCAGCGCAUCGAGCAGCUCAAGAAACGGUACGACAUAUUCAUUGGAUCUCUUGGCAAGGACGAAUCAGGGCAGCAGCUGUCUGUCACUUUCUUCAAGAUUAAAUUCGCGGCAGAACGAGCCGAGCUCCGCACUAAGGGAGCGGCUUUGGACGCGGACAUUGGGCGUCGUGAGCGCGACGUGUCGGCGCUAGAAGCCACGCUACGCGUCGUGCACGCCGCGCAUCAACACUUCAUGCAUCACAUCUCGCCGCUCGCAGAUGAUACUCCCGAGAUCGACGAGUUGAAUUCACUCACGAAGCAGUACUACGAGAUGCGCGACGAGCUCAAAGCGCAGAACGCCUGCAUCGAUUCCCUGGAGCAAGGCAUCGGCGAUACCAGCAGCCGCCUCACUAUGCUUUCUGACAAGAACAAGCAGCUAGCGGCUAGGCAGGCAGAAAGCGAGAUGGAGCUAGAGACGGUGCGCGAGCGCGUGUCGCGGCAGGAGGCGCGGCUGCAGCACGCGCGCGACGUCGUGCGCCACAACGCGCGCCGCGCGCACAAGCUCGUCGAGGGCGUGGACGCCUGGCGCGUGUUCCAGAUGGCGCUAUGGGUGCGCGAUUACGCAGAAGCAGCGCAGAACGCGAUACAGGCGCUGACAGAAGCGUGCGCGGGCGCGCCCGAGCACUCCGCUCGCUACGGCGCGCUGCUGGCUUCUACCGACGUGCAGCGCCAUCUGUCGCGCCACCAGCGCCGACUGCACGCCAUCAUACACAGAAUUAUUGCUGAAAGUGGUCCUGCGUGUGGAAAGGAAUCGGCAAUUAUUGAGGUUGAUGACACGGUGUUCUCGACGUCUUCGGAGUCGAUUCGCAGCGGUGUCAGUAUCGCGAGCGGCUACACUAAGCGGCUUUCUGCUUUCCGCAGGAGUCUUGCGCCGAAGGUGCAAGAGACGGCUCUGAUUGACGACAUACCGGAACAAGCUCGGCGCUCGACGGUCUCGCUGCGCGUGGUGACACUGGGGCUGGAGGAGUCUGCGCCGACGCUCAAGCCGAGCCAGUUCAUAGCGCGCUCGCGCAAGUCCCUGCGAUGAAUGCUAAACAUUUACAUUUUUGAUACUAGACUUUACAUUGUAUGAAUUAUUUCGAGUUUUAAUGAAUUGAAAGAUUUGGUGAUAACAGAAUAGAACUGUUAUUUUUAUUAAGGUAUGGGCACACCAAUGGUUGCAAGAUAGGUGGAGGAUUGAAGAAAAAUGCUGGAAAAGCUAGAGUAAGCUUUUCUUGUUACAGAAAAUAACGCUUCAUGGCUUUGUAUUUGAACUUACGAAAUCUUUAAUAUUAAUUUCAUUCCAAUAUCUAUCUAAUCACUUGCAGUGUGCGCAUGCACUUAAGUUUCGAGAUUUUUCAACAUUGAUUUCGUAAAAAACAAAGAUUUUGUGUUUCGAGAAAUAAAUGUGAUUUUU
Messenger RNA from Ostrinia furnacalis (Asian corn borer), 1805 nucleotides. RefSeq lists its product as uncharacterized. Gene Ontology annotation, cellular component: axoneme. NCBI's taxonomy places the organism in Eukaryota, Metazoa, Arthropoda, Insecta, Lepidoptera, Crambidae. The coding region runs from base 84 to 1436 and encodes 450 amino acids. The transcript has 12 exons. The record is from RefSeq and is a predicted model, not a curated record. Gene Ontology annotation, biological process: epithelial cilium movement involved in determination of left/right asymmetry; cilium-dependent cell motility; inner dynein arm assembly.